UUCUUCGCCUUGCAACAUGUCAACCACAGAUACAAUUCGGAAAGACCUAGCUAAGCACUUUGGGGCUGCUGUAAACCAGGAUGAUCUAAUGGAGAAGUGCGUUUCCAUUUGCACCGAAUUGGGCCUAACAGGAGAAGAUCUUUACUACAAGUGGGAGGCUUUCUCAUAUUCGGCGAGAACGCAGAAUAGCAUGAUUUCGUUCUUAACUGCGGAAGGCGCUGAGAGCUUGGCUCAGAAAUUGCGACAGGAACAUGCUAUGGCGUCCUUGAAGACUCCAGCUAAAAGUACGCAGACCAGCUCUCGAGCCAGGGGGCUCCCACCUUCGGCUCUGCGUGGUCUUACCAGCUCGACCUCCAAGCUUGCAUCAAGUCCCUUUCCCACCCCUAAGAAUGCAGCUGUGCUCAAGCAGCCAGCAGAAUCGCCCGGCUCCACGGUAGUUCACCAUAAACCCGAAGCCCAGUUCACACCCCCUUACAACUCAACUGACUACGACUAUCGAUAUAUGUAUGAGAAGCUGUCGGAACGCUCUGAAGUGAUGGAUGAUCUCAUCGACGAAUUUUCAGAAAUCAUUAAAUCCCACUAUGGGAUAGAAGAAUUUCACGAUCCAUCGCGAGUUUCAGAGGAAGGCGUCAUGGUCGUCACUCGCAUAUGCUCCGAUUUUGAUCUAGAGGCUGGCACGAAGUUAACCGAAAACUCAAUAUUACUCGAAUCCUCGCGCAAUUUAGGGCAUGGUAGCCGAGUGCCUCUGGCAUUCUCUCCUGAAUGCAGCAUUAGGAAUGAGGCUGGUGUACAAUUCGAUGGAUCCGGGCGACCGGGUAUGGGAUUCUUUCCUGGUCAACUUGUUCUUCUCAAAGGGAGGAAUGGCGACGGACUGAGAUUCGUUGCGUCGGAAGUUUGGCCGCUUCCGAGGCUGCGUGCACCCUCUCACAUAUACUCAGCGAAAGGGGCCGCCAAAAGGACAGAGAUCAUGGUCGCUGCCGGGCCGUACACCUUCGACAAAGAUUUGGAAUUCACACCAUUCUCGAGGCUUCUCUCUGAAGUGCAAAGACGACAACCAACCGCUUUAAUCCUGAUGGGCCCAUUCAUUGACUGUAAUAAUGAGUUAAUCAAGACAGCCAAUAUCACUGAAAGCCCAAUUGACACAUUCCAAAAGUGUAUCUCGGCACCCCUUGCCGCGCUACUGGGAAAUGUUCCUGGCCUAUCAGUCGUCCUAGUACCGAGUAUCCGAGAUGUCAUUCAUGACCAUUGUGUUACCCCUCAAAAACCCCUCGCUCAUGAGAGAUUGGGCCUUUCGAAGUAUAUCCAUCUCGUUCCGAAUCCUUCCAUCUUUACCAUCAAUGAUAUUGCUAUUGGCGUUGGCACUGCCGACACCCUGAUGCAUAUCAACGGUCAGCAAUUUUUGAAACGCUUCCACUUAUCCUCCGAGCCGCCGCUUCCAUCCACCUCUGGGUAUCUGUCUGCAGUUCAAUCUUCUGACCCCAUGUCCCUCCUCGCUCGCCACAUAUUAGAACAACGAAGCUUCUAUCCCGUAAAUCCUGGUCCUCGAGAGCAGUCAAGCACUGUUAAUCUAGAUGUCACACAUUCCCAUCUAUUGCGAAUAGGCGUGACACGUCCUGACAGUGCCGCGAAACAAGAAGAGGGAACAAUAAAGAGGGAAGAGCAUGAUUUGACACUCGAUGAAUCCUGGGACGGUUCAGCGCCUCACAUCCUUAUCUUACCUAGCCGUUUAAAGCAAUUCCACCGGAUUGUAGAUCACACGAUGGUGGUAAACCCCAGCUUUGCCACUCGGGGGCAAGACGUGAACUCUUAUGCAAGAAUGUCGGUGCCUCCUGCGUCAUCCGUUGGGCCUGCAACCCCAUUGAACGAUGCUUCAGUCGACCCGGCGCCAUCUCUGGCCUCCAAGAUGAGUGUCGACCUCGUGAAAAUGGAUUUCUGA
Messenger RNA from Cantharellus anzutake, 1936 nucleotides. RefSeq names its product DNA polymerase alpha/epsilon subunit B-domain-containing protein. Gene Ontology annotation, molecular function: DNA binding. The record is from RefSeq and is a predicted model, not a curated record. Gene Ontology annotation, cellular component: alpha DNA polymerase:primase complex. Lineage: Eukaryota; Fungi; Basidiomycota; Agaricomycetes; Cantharellales; Hydnaceae. Gene Ontology annotation, biological process: DNA replication initiation; DNA replication. The coding region runs from base 17 to 1936 and encodes 639 amino acids. The transcript is spliced from 10 exons.